AUGGCUGUAAGUACAGCUGAAUGGGAGAAACAUACAUGUGAUGCAUGUAAAGAUGUUGAUGCUGUCAAAAAUUAUGAGAAAUUUGAAUUAAUUGGAACGGGUGGUUUUGCAAAAGUCUAUCGAGGUAUUCGACUAUGUGAUCAUUUUGAUGUUGCUAUUAAAGUUAUGAAUAUACAAGAAUUACAAUUAAAAAAUGCUCUAUCACGUGUUAGUGAAGAAGUUCGAAUACACUGGCAGUUACGUAAUCCAGCUAUCGUUGAAUUGCUUGAAGUAUUUGAAGAUAAAAUAAAUAUUUAUCUUGUACUCGAAUUAUGUGCAACAGAUAUGCAAAAAUAUUUAAAUACUCGUAAACAAUUUACUGAAGAUGAAACACGACAUUAUAUAAAACAAAUAGUAGCUGGUAUUGAAUAUUUACAUUCACAUCAGAUUCUUCAUCGUGAUUUAAAAUUACAUAAUCUUUUAUUAACAAAAGAUAAUAAUGUCAAAAUAGCCGAUUUUGGUUUAGCAAAACAAUUAAUUACACAUGGACAAACAAAUUCUACUAUGGUUGGUACACCAAAUUUUCUCGCACCUGAAAUAGCAACACGUCAAACACAUAGUUUCGAAGCUGAUAUAUGGUCACUCGGUGCACUUAUAUAUCAAUGUUUAGUUGGAAAACCACCAUUUGAUGAUCAAGAUGUUCUUUCAACAUUACGACGAGUUGCAAAUGUUCGAUAUGUUUUACCUGAAGGUUUAAGUAUGGAAACAAAAGAUUUAAUAAAUCGAAUCUUACAAAAAGAUGUUAAAAAACGUUUGACAUUAAUACAAAUUCGUCAUCAUCCAUUUCUAUUAAAACGUCAAAUGAAUGAUCGAAUAAAUUCAUCAAGAAAUAGUUCUACUUCAUUAAGAAGUGGUGAUAGCGGAUAUUUUGAUACUUCACCAUUAUCAUCAAGUCGACAACAAACGAAUGAAUCAACAAUAUCAAGAGGACCAACUACAUUGAAUUCUUUGCCACCAUUAAUGAUAAAUAAAAGUCAGAUUAGAAAUGCUUCAUCAACAUCGGUAUUGAGUUGUAAUAAUUUAAGUCAUACAAAUAGUAUUAGUCAACAUAAAUUUAUUAAUGAAAAGUUAAUUCCAUUGAAUACACAACGUCUCGAUCGUCGACAUGUUAUAACAAAAAGUGAUAUUAUGGAUAUAUUAGAUGAUGGUGAAGUUGUUAUUCAACAUCUUGUUGAAGUUAAAAGUGGUUCGAAACGAAUAGUCGAUGUAUUUCGAGUAUCAUCCGAUGGACAAAAGAUUAUAUAUUAUCGACCUGAUCGAAGACAGUAUAAUUCAUAUAUUGAAAGUGAAGGUCCACUUUCACUACCAGUUAGCUAUGAACAAUAUACAUUUGAUACACUACCUGAACAGUUUUACAAUAAAUAUCGUCGAGCAUGGAAAUUUGUAAAUAUAAUUCGUUCACUUCGAUGUAAAAUAAUUAUGUAUACAAAUGAUGGGAAAUGUCGUUUAAUGGAAACAUCAAUUGAAUUCGAUUUUACUCAUAUAAAUGGAACAAAAAUAUCUAUUUAUCGAAAAAAUCUAGAACAUUUAGAUUCUCCAUUAGAAAUAAAACUUGUUGAUUUAUCUGGUCGAAUGACAUCCAUAUUUAGUUAUAAUGAUUCUAUUGAACAACUUAAUGUACCACUUGAUACAAAACAAAUGCUACAAAAAACAAUUAAAUAUCGAGAAUGUUGUUUAAUGAAAAAUCAUAUACUUGAAGAACAUCAAUCACAAUUUCCUGAAGGAAAAACUUUUCCAGCUAUUUUUGGUGAUAAACCUCGUUCAUCUUCUCAUAACAUAUCAAAAUAA
Molecule: messenger RNA, 1827 nt
Organism: Adineta steineri
Lineage: Eukaryota; Metazoa; Rotifera; Eurotatoria; Adinetida; Adinetidae
Source: the annotation of a GenBank genome assembly